This is a messenger RNA of Sardina pilchardus (European sardine), 2858 nucleotides long. It is a transcript of the gene rdh14a, whose product is annotated as retinol dehydrogenase 14a. Lineage: Eukaryota; Metazoa; Chordata; Actinopteri; Clupeiformes; Clupeidae. The record is from RefSeq and is a predicted model, not a curated record. Bases 101 to 961 code for a protein of 286 amino acids. The transcript is spliced from 2 exons.
GGUAAAUAAAGCGGUCUCGUGACAGUGCUCUCAUUACACUCCACUAAUUUCUCUGAACCGUCCAAUCAUCUUUUAUGGAAACUGUAUCGUCUGCCUCAAAAUGAUGCUAGGAAAAACUAUAGUAGUUACUGGGGCCAACAGUGGCAUAGGAAAAGCUACAACUGUUGAAAUGCUAAAGCAGCAGGGACGCGUUAUCAUGGCUUGUCGCGACCAAGUUAGAGCUGAAGAGGCUGUUCGGGAAAUCGUGAAGGAGGCCGGUCCGGAUAACGGGGAAGUGCUGAUCAAAUACCUGGAUCUUGCUUCUCUUAAAUCAGUACAUACGUUCUGUGAAGAAAUCAUUAAGGAAGAACCAAGGAUUGACGUGCUGAUUAACAAUGCUGGAGUAUACCAGUGUCCUUACACCAAGACAGAAGACGGCUUUGAGAUGCAGUUUGGGGUAAAUCACCUGGGACACUUUCUUCUCACCCACCUCCUGCUGGAACUUCUGAAGCAGUCUGCCCCAAGCCGUAUCGUUGUGGUGUCCUCCAAACUCUACAAAUAUGGUGAUAUAAAUUUUGAAGAUCUGAACAGCGAGCAGAGCUAUGACAAGGCCUUUGCUUAUGCCCGCAGCAAGCUAGCCAAUCUUCUUUUCACUCAUGAGCUUGCACACCGUUUAGCCGACACAGGGGUAACUGUCAAUGCCCUCACCCCAGGGAUUGUGAGGACAAACCUAGGGAGGCACAUCCACAUUCCUCUCUUAGCCAAACCACUCUUUAACCUGGCCUCAAGGGCCUUUUUCAAGAGUCCUCAGGAAGGAGCGCAAACAUCAGUGUACCUGGCCUGCUCCCCUGAUGUGGAAGGUGUCCAAGGGAGAUGCUUUGCCAACUGUCAGCCACAGGAGCUGUUGCCAAAGGCUACAGAUGAGGACAUUGCCAAGAAACUGUGGGACAUCAGUGAAGUUAUGGUCAGAAUAACAACAUGAAAUCCUCAUAAUGGUCUGCUCUUUAUCUUUUAUGUGUGUGUGUGCGUGUGUGUGUGUGUGUGUGUGUGUGUAUCUGUGUGCACAUCUGCGCAUUUGACAAUUUAAGGAAAGCACAUUGUGAUUUUUACUCAGAGUGUCUGAUUGGUACACUAAUAGCCAGUUGGAGUGGCCAACCAAGAGAAGAAUGCCUUUGAAAACACCAAAGAGUGCCUCUCACUAACACUGUUGUAACAACGCAAUCCAAUUCAAAAGUCUCGAUCUGCGACUGAAUGUUUAAUAACUUCCUAUGCAAGUGUUGUUUUGGCUUAGUUAUCUUAUAGAUAAUAAAUCAAGGUGUAUUGGUGUAAAAACCUGACUGAUAAUGUUUAAUGAUAUCUCAAUUAACUUUGACAUUUGAUUUUAAUUUAUAUCUGUAUCUCAGUGUGUGUGUGUGUGGCUGACCUCACAUAUUGUUGAUGAAAGCAGGUUAAUCAAAUUAAUGUCCUGUGUAUUGUGUUUAUUUUAUGAUAAUUCUCAUUCUUCAUCAAACCAGCGAGUCCAAGUUAAUAUGGCAGAAUGAAGAGUAAUGAGGAAGACUCACUUCAUGUGUGAUCUACUCAGUCGGUGUUGAUUUGUUCAGGUCACAUACCUUGGAUCUGAAUAUUAUAUCAUAAAUAAGCACAGUUAAAAAUGAAGCUGCUUAUUACUGGCCUCAUUUGCUGACUGAUUUUGGUAAAGCUGCUACAAACCAGUAUAUUUUCAAAGUUCACUUGGGCUCUAAUUAACCAUGCUGGUACUUGGUACUGUACCAUGGUUAUGCAUUCUUUUGCACAUACAGUGCAUACAGCUAUUAGUGGGGAAUGUUUUCCCUUUGCAUUAACGGUAGAUUAAGUGUCCCUGUCGAAAUGGUAGCAACUUUCCCCAAUGCAUUUCUAAUGCUUUUACCACCUGCAACUGUCAUUAGUGCAUUUACUGGAUCAUUUGGAGAGAGCACUGACUAGCCAGAAAACAUUUAAGAUCCAAGGAAGGCUGAAUUAAUCUGAUCCAGCCUUGCCACAGAAUAAGGGAGGUCUCGGUGCAUUCACUGUGGAAGCCAAAGCCUGUUUGUUUUACAAAUAAAGAAAAUGACUGAAAUUAGGAGAGUUAAGGCCUCUAAUGAUGCGUUCCACAAUGAUGCCACAUCAGCGGUGGUAUUCUCUGCCAAAAUGCUACGAUUACUUAUCGUGUGAGCUUUCAGGAGGGUAGACAACCACCAUCAACAAACAGGGCCAGUCUGUUUCCAUUUGAAACCGAGAAGCUCCUUUUUCAUUCAUUGCUUUUUCCUGUCGGCUUUUGUCACGAAGGUUCUUCAAGCUUUACACAGCUUUCAUUUCCAGCUUGAGAUUGGUAUUCUCCCAAAAAUCUACCCCCCUCAGUGUGGCACAGCAUAUUUACAAGGCAAGUGGCUGCUAGAUGUAGAGACAGAGAGAGAGAGAGAGAGAGAGAGAGAGAGAGAGAGAGACAUUGGCACAGUUAUAACGUGUCAACUCAGAAAUAAUAGCUGCAAACAAAUAAUAACUAAGUAGACAAUUGUAAUAUAUAAUGACUUCAUCCAACAUGUCUUAUCUUUUAUGGUCACCAUUACUCAGAUGUGUGUAACUUUUUACUGACUUUUUUACAUUCAUGAAAAAGUUUAAAAUGUUGCCAUUUUUAUAUGCCACUAGGAUUUUAAUUCUGAAUCCAUUCAGGUUUUUUACCUCAGAACACCCAAUGUCAUAAUUCUUGUAAGGAUCACCGAUUUCAUUCUCUGAAUAUUUAGUUUCCCCCUCUGCUAGACAGCAUUAUUUUUCCUAAUUUGUGUGCUUAUGCUGGUUGUGGCCUCCAAGUAAAGCAAAGAACUCCCAUCAAGUUUAUCGUCCAGUGAGUUUGUUUUACAUGA